Messenger RNA from Erythranthe guttata (spotted monkey flower), 2517 nucleotides. The record is from RefSeq and is a predicted model, not a curated record. NCBI's taxonomy places the organism in Eukaryota, Viridiplantae, Streptophyta, Magnoliopsida, Lamiales, Phrymaceae.
AUGUUGUUCAAACUUAACGUUGUGGAAAAGAAUGUACACGAUCCAGCAAAUUCAACAUACCGUAUUAAAAAAGUUUGUUUUGAUGACUCUGUCAUUACUGCAUUUACGGAACAUUAUAAAUUGAAUGAGAAUCAUAACAACGGUGGACAUUCCCCAAGUGUAAAUGAUUAUAAUGGUGGUCCUACUAUAUCGUCAAAGGAUUUCUCUUCAUUGUCGGAGAAUAAUGAUUGUUGUUGCUGUAUAAUCAUGGAUAAGAAACGCACUUCUCGAAAAUUACUAAAAUCGUGUAAUCUAUAUGAUGUUCCUAUAGGUUACUCAAUCGAGGAAUUUGAUGCUAAUAUUGUACAAAAUUCAGUGGGUCAUGUUACAUUUGCGCAUACAAGAUCACUUCAUGAUGUGUCUAUAUCUGAAGUUCAAUCAAACAACAUGGACGAUGUAAGGUCUGCAUCCGUGAGAAGAAAGGGUGUUUUAAAGGAAAAUGAAGUUUCAAGGAAGUUUCAUAUAAAAGAGAAUGAUAAUGGUCUUAAGUGUUCAAUACAAGAUAUUGCCAAUGUAAAAGGGAAGGGAAUUCCCCCUGAUUCAAUAGGCAUGCAACGUGACCCGUUUAGUUGGAACUCGAAUAUUACUCCAACCCCAAUGAGCUGUGUUCUGACUGAUAUAUCUAAUGCUGUUGACUACAUUAUUAAUAACAAGACUUUUCCAAAGUUGAAAAGAAAAAUGCCAAUACAUGGUGAUUGCAGUGAUUCGGAAUAUGUUUCAAAUGAUGACAACAGCGAUGAUUCUGCUGAUUAUGAUGAUUACGACGAUCUUGGUGAUCAAAGUUGCGUUUGUCAAUCAUGUGGUGCGAUUAUGUGGUAUGGCGAGAGACUUGCCAGACACUAUGAAACAGAAUCGCCAAAAUUUUCACUAUGUUGCAUGAACGGUAAAGUCCAGCUGCCCAAAUUGAAGGAUCCUCCAACUAUACUAUCAAGUCUCUUAUUCAGUAGGGAUAGACGCAGUAGGAACUUCCAAGAUAAUAUAAGAUCUUUAUUACCUGAGGAGGGUACCACGCCGAAGUUUGCACAACUUUAUAUAUUCGACACAGAGAAUGAAGUUCAAAAUCGAAUUGCUGCUGUAAGAUCUGGAAACAAUUCUAAUAAUUUAGAUCUGUCAAUAGAGUCUUUGAUAAAAGAUAUGAUUGAUGUGUCGAACGUACUUGCUAGGUCAUACAGAGUUGCACGCGAUCGUAUUGCUGCAGAUGGAAAUAGAGGUGUAAAAUUAAGACUGGUUAAGAGCCGAAGUACUGAUGGUUGGACAUAUAAUCUACCAAAUGCCAGUGAAAUUGCAGCGCUCAUUGUUGGCGACUUCGAUAACCAGGAGGGUGUAAGGGACAUUGUGGUCGAAACGCAGUCUAAGAGGCUUCAGCGCAUUAGUGAACUACACCCACUUUAUCCACCGUUACAGUACCGCUUGAUUUUUCCUUACGGUGAAGAUGGGUAUAGAGAUGAUAUUCCUUUGAGAGAGUCUUCAUCAAAUAGUAGCCGGAAACGAAGAUUUAAUCAGGACAAGCUUAGGGUUGACAUGUAUAAGGGACUUCGGAAAAUGAUUGUCAAGGGUGACGGUGAAGGCACGUCUGCUGGAAUGUGCAUAGUUCUUCCAUCGACAUUUACAAACGGUCCCAGAUAUAUGUUUAACAACUUCAUGGACGCCCUCCAGAUAUGCAAUUGGAUUGGAUUUCCAUCGCUUUUUAUAACAAUAACAUGCAAUCCCAAGUGGCCAGAAAUACAAAGGGUGUUGAGAGAUACGAAUCUGCGUCCCGAAGAUCGACCUGAUAUUCUUUGUCGCGUGUUCAAGAUGAAACUGGACAGUCUGAUCUCAGAUUUUAAAAAAGGGCAUAUUUUCGGACGGAUAAGAUCAUACGUCUGCACUAUUGAGUUCCAAAAACGUGGUUUGCCGCAUGCGCACAUCCUUCUUUGGUUGCAUAACGACGAUAAGCCAAAAUGUUCGGAAGAUAUUGAUCGAAUAACAUGUGCCGAAAUACCCGAUAAGACUUGCGACCGAAAAAUGUAUAAGUUGGUAAAAAAAUACAUGAUCCAUGGACCAUGCGGGCAUGCGAACAUGAAUUCUCCCUGCAUGAAUGAUGGUAUUUGCACCAAGCGCUUUCCAAAGAUAUUUUUGCAACGUACUGAGGCUGACGAUGAAGGAUACCAUUCGUAUAGAAGAAGGGAAGACGGCCGGACAGUAACGAAGAAGAAAACAAUAUUGGACAAUGGGUAUGUCGUUCCUUACAACCGUGCUCUACUGUUGAAAUACAUCGAGCUCUGUAACCAGAACAAACCAAUAAAGUAUCUUUUCAAAUAUGUCAACAAGGGUAAUGAUCGAGUUACAGCUGCCUUUUAUCAGUCACGUAAUACCAAUGACGGUGAACAAAUACGCGAUGAGAUAAAAAUGUACUACGACUGCAGGUACUUAUCUGCAUGCGAGGCCAGUUGGAGGUUGUUUGGGUUUGAUAUUCAUUACAGAGACCCCCCCCGGUGA